Molecule: messenger RNA, 1026 nt
Organism: Puccinia graminis f. sp. tritici CRL 75-36-700-3
Lineage: Eukaryota; Fungi; Basidiomycota; Pucciniomycetes; Pucciniales; Pucciniaceae
Exons: 10
Coding region: 1-1026 (341 amino acids)
Biological process (GO): transmembrane transport
Molecular function (GO): transmembrane transporter activity
Source: RefSeq, a predicted model, not a curated record
AUGUUGACCGGCCUGUUGGGGAUGGCAGUCAGUGUGAUCUUGUUCGGAUUGCAGAAGACCUAUCUUGGCUUGAUCAUCUCCAGGUUUCUCGCCGGCAUGAUGAAUGGUAACGUUGCCGUCCUACAGAGUAUUGUAGGCGAAAUCACCGAUGCAACGAAUUUCGCAGAUGCUGCUGCGUAUUUGCCUUUGUGUUAUGCGAUUGGCAGCAUUGUCGGACCCAUUAUGGGCGGAUACCUAUCUUUACCCGCCCAGCAAUAUCCUAGCUUGUUCGGAGGAUCCGCAUUUCUGAUCGAAUAUCCGUACUUUCUGCCCUGCUUGGGCGGUGGACUUCUGAACUUUGCUGCUAUCAUCAUUGGCUAUUUUUACAUGGAAGAGACACUCGAAACGAAGAGGAAGCGACCUGGCGUGACGUCCUCAGUAAACGACUGUCGAGCAGACUAUGGCACGAUCACCAAUAAUGCCGACGCCAUGGAGCCCACAGAUGUGAUGAUGUCGCCGGUCGCAUUGACAUUUGCAAAGCCCCCGUCGAUCCGCUCCCUUUGUACCCAACCGCUGCUCAUGGUCCUCCUCUCCCUCGGGAUCAUGCACUUCCAAAACACUGCUUGGCAGGCUAUCGUGCCUCUGUAUGGCUACACAAAAAUCGAAAACGGAGGGCUGGGGCUAGGUUUGGACGAUAUCGGAUUCAUGCUCAGUACCAGCGGCUUUGGCAUGAUUGUCGUCCAGCUAUGGGUCUUCCCGGCACUUCAAAGGAGGCUGGGCGCGCUUCGAGUCUUUCAACUGACACUGAUACUCUUCACGAUCUCCACUAUGCUGCCUCCACUAGUCACUUAUAUUGCUCGAUUACCCGGUAACAAGACCUCAUCUACAGUCGCUUACAUGUCAGCCGUCUUGAUGCUGAGAAGUCCAACGACCAUGUGCUAUGAUGUUGGCGCCGAAUACACUAGCUUUUGGCACAUUGAAUGGGAUGACACAAGUACGAAGAAUCUUCAUGACUAUAAUUCCAUCCUCAUCUUGCUCGUUAACUGA